Mytilinidion resinicola is the source of this 733-nucleotide messenger RNA. RefSeq lists its product as uncharacterized. Bases 181 to 453 code for a protein of 90 amino acids. The record is from RefSeq and is a predicted model, not a curated record. Lineage: Eukaryota; Fungi; Ascomycota; Dothideomycetes; Mytilinidiales; Mytilinidiaceae. The transcript has a single exon.
CCAUGCCGCCCACACGUACUACAGGCACGAACCGUCAAAGGUUAGAUGCACAGCGUCGACCUGGGCCCCCCUCCGCCAUCAACGUCACCCCCCUUCCUCAAGAACCAUCUAAGAAUAAGGCCGUAGUUGUACAGGAAGCCCGACAGCGCGUAGCUCAGGAGGCAGCGCAGUAACCAACAUAUGCCGAUGCCUACAGCCGCAUCAAUUGGAGCCGCCUUGCUAGCUAUCACCUGCCAACAGCGUCAUAAUACAACCGUACAGGAGAGGCCUGGGCAAGAUAAUAAUAAGGAUGUUGAUAAGAACUACGUGGCCGACGAGGACGAAUUUGCAGCAUGGCUAUCACGUGGGCGGCAUCGGGAGGAUAGAAAGGUGGCACGUAUAGGAUCUCGAAACUCUAUAAGUUUCCACGUAUCGCUCGCAUGGCUCUUGAUCUACUGUCUGCUCCGGCAAUAAGCACCUCUAACGAACAAGAUUUCAAUCAAACGGGCCUAAUGUAGACGUCUAAUCGAUCUACAUUAAAUACAGAAGUGCUCGGAGCUACAAUAGCGAUGGCUUCAUAGGACCGAGAGACGCUAAUUGAUAUAGUAGAUGGCAAGCUUCAGCACGGCUGGGUCCGCAUGAGGCAUAUUAAUGAGGUUUCGGCUAAUUCGGGCGAGUUAGAUAGCUCGGAGGACGAUGUCAAUAGCAAUUCUGAGUAGCUGAGAACUCAACACGAGAAAUUUUUAUAUAUGGG